Vespula pensylvanica (western yellowjacket) is the source of this 8112-nucleotide messenger RNA. It is a transcript of the gene sdk, whose product is annotated as protein sidekick. Gene Ontology annotation, molecular function: protein binding. Gene Ontology annotation, biological process: cell-cell adhesion. The record is from RefSeq and is a predicted model, not a curated record. The transcript has 34 exons. Bases 1165 to 7848 code for a protein of 2227 amino acids. NCBI's taxonomy places the organism in Eukaryota, Metazoa, Arthropoda, Insecta, Hymenoptera, Vespidae.
GUAUAGUGGUGCUGCGCGGAUUGUGAUUUCAACUUUGCACUUCUGCGCGUGAACAGAGCCGUCGCCGGACAGUCAACAAAACUUUAUAAUUCGAAUGCUACUCUUGCACCAUCCCGAUCCGCGUGUCGACUCGCAUUUUUGUCGAACAACGAAGUCGCUUUGGUUCUGUUUUUUUCAUGCUCUUACAGAGAUACUCGUGUUCAUCAAAAUCGUUAGAAAAUGUGUCCAGAGUAUAAGACGACGUUGCCAGGUGUUACCAAGCGAAUGUGACCAUUAGGCUUACUACUUACUACCUGGCACUUUUGUGAAGAAGCAUCUACGAGGAAUUAAGUGUAUGAAUUAAGGAAGAAAAGAAUUUUUACAACCGAUCGGAAUUUCAUCGAAAAGUAUUAUUUUCUUAUGAAAAUCGUGCAAGUGUUUGAGAACGUUAAAGAUCCCAACAAAAUAUCGAUCGAAAAGAUUUCCGAAGGAUAUCUUCGCAUGUACGAUAAAUUUGAAGUAUUUUAAAAAAUAGUAUUUUUAAAGUAGCCAAACGUAUAAUAAAAGUAAACGGUUUCUCGAGUGUACGAGGCAGUUUUCGUUCGCGAGGAUUCACGUGUUCACUUUUUCGAAGACGAAGAUGGAAGAACGUACAAUGGCAUUCCUGACAAUCCUAUAGAACCGGAGAUCAACGGAAAUUCUCAAAAAUGCAGGCGACGGUUUCGCUUGAUCGAAAAAAUCGAAUUGUCGGAUGGGAUCAAGAGUUUCGCAAACAAAAGGGCAAGAGCGAAUAAAGUGAUGCUUCUUUAUCGAGACACCUAGUAUCGACGUGUAUCUUACUAAGAGCGAAAGGAAUGCUACUUGUUAGCAGGUGUAUACAUAAUAUAUAUCUCUCUCGCUUUAACGUGCGCGUCCCCGAGUUUAUGUUUCUAGGAAAAGAAUAAAGACUCUCGUCAAAGCGUCGAAUAGGCAACGAUGCGAAUUUGAAGAUGCGAGAGAACGCAGAGAAAAAGCGCGUAGACGUGGGCGUAAUUUCGGUGGCUACCGCGUGAAUUUCUACGAGUUCGACGACAAAAUCUGAAGCGUCCAAGAACAUCGAAACGAAGCAAGAGAAGGUCGGUGCGACGUACGGUGCGGGUGGACGCCGUCAUCGCCAACGAUUUUUCAGACAGUUCAAGUAUAAGAAUGAAGGUACCGCGGAGAAGCGUAUUGUCGACAUAUCCGUCGGAUGAGAGAUCCGAUUCGGAGAGAGACGCGAGGAUACGAAAAUUUCUCUUUACCGCUGUGUGCCUCGCAUGGAUCACGAGCAGCGCCUGCGCCACUGAACCUCUUCAAGAGCCACGCUUUACGACACAACCUUCCAGUAGUGGUAAUAUUCUUAGUGAACAUCGUAAAAAAUUUCUACAGUGUCAAGCAAGAGGAUACCCACAACCAAAGUAUCAAUGGUUUAAAAAUGGUAAACCCCUUAGUAAUGAACUCACUUCAGAACCUUACUUUCGAAUUGAAAGUACACAUAGAGAAGAUGCAGGGAUAUAUCAUUGCGUUGCUACAAAUAGUGUAGGAUCUAUAUUUAGUGAACGAAUUACAUUCACAGUAGCAUAUAUGGGUUUAUUUGAAGAUCUUACAAAGAGAAUAGUAACUGUAGAAUCAGGUAGUGCUGCUAUUUUAGAGCUACCACCAAUUGAAAGUCAUCCAAUACCUGAUGUGACAUGGUUUACUUCUGAUGGAUCAUUAUUAUAUGGAAUAAAAUAUGCAACUACAGAUCAUAAACUACUUAUUCUCAAUGCUUCAGAAGAAGAUCAAGGUUUAUAUAGAGCCAGAGCUAUUAACACGCAAUUAGGAAAGGAAGAGAAUAGUCCAUUUUUUAAAUUACAAGUUAUAGGAGACCCCAACAUUGAAGUAGCUCCUACCAUUAUAAUAAGACCCCAAGAUACUCAAAUAUUAAAGGAUCAAGAUGUUACAUACAUACAUUGUAUUGCAAAUGCUAGAUCACUUCAUGAAUUAAGAACAUUAUGGACAAAAGAUGGUAUACCUAUUGAGAAUUCCAGAAUAUCAUACAGUUUUAAUGAUUCAUGGAAUAGAACCUUAAUAUUAAUUUCUGCCAACAUAACUUAUAAUGGAAUAUAUUCUUGUCAUGUUGAUUUAAGAAGUGGUGGUUAUCCGACUGUAAAUGCAAGUGCUAAAGUUGUUGUAUACGAAAAACCAACGUUUAUAACAGAGUUAAAGAGGGAAACUCUGAGUGAUUAUGGUUCAACUGUUACAUUAUCUUGCGAUGCUGUUGGUGUACCACCUCCAAAAAUAAGUUGGUUUUUUAAUACUGAACCUAUCAAUCAUUUACUAGGAUCUAGGUAUGAAAUUGAAGAAGAUGGAUCUCUUACAAUCAAAAAAUUAACUAUGGAUGAUUCUGGAAUGUUUCAAUGUCUUGCUUCAAAUGAUGCUGGGGAAGCAUCUAGUUACACAUGGUUGAAAGCUAAAAAGGGAUUGAGAAGCUAUCUGAAAAACAGAGUUAUUCGCUGGGCAGCUGGCUACAGUGUAGUCCGAGCUCGCCAGCCUGACCGGCGUUUUAAGUUCUCUCAAUAUCUAGCCACAUCUGGGCCAAUUAUGGAAAAUGGUCCACAAAAUUUAACUGUGUUAGAUGGAAAGGAUGUAAUAUUAACUUGCAAUGCUAUUGCAGCACCAGUACCUAAUUCUACAUGGAUUUAUAAUGAUACAAUGCCUGUUGAAAUUGCUGGAAGAGUACAAGUUUUAGAAAAUGGCGAUCUUUUAAUUGCAGCUGUGAAGCUAAAUGAUGCUGGUAAAUACACUUGCAUUCGUGCAAAUGAAGCUGGUUCUGUAAAUGGGUCAGCGUAUAUCACUGUCCUCGUUCGAACACAAAUUAUCCAGCCUCCAGUUGAUACUUCUGUUCUUCUUGGCCAUACUGCUGAAUUACAAUGCAAAGUUUCAAACGAUCCUAGUGUUUUAUAUGACAUUGCAUGGUUUCAUAAUGCACAAGUGAUAAAUACACAAGCUAGCCAAAGAAUAAAAAUGCGUAAUGAUGGCACAUUAGAAAUUAUUGCCGUGCGUGCUUCUGACGUAGGAGAAUACACGUGUUCUGUCGUUUCUCCAGGCGGUAAUGAAACACGUUCUGCACGACUUAGUGUAAUAGAAAUACCAUUUGCUCCUAUAAAUGUUAUGGCUGAUAGAGUAGAACGAAUUUCACCUCGUACAAUAAAUGUUACUUGGGUGCCAGGAUUCGAUGGAAAUAGUCCUAUAAAGAAGUUUAAAGUGGAACAUCGUGAAGUUCCUGAGUUAGGACCUAUACCUGAUCCUUUAUUAAAUUGGUCCAUUGAACGAGACAACAUAUCAGUUCAAAAUCGAUGGAUAUUGUUAAAUAAUCUAAAAGCAGCUGCGGCAUAUCAAUUUCGCGUGAGUGCAGAAAAUAGUGUUGGUGAAGGACCUCCUUCGGAUCCAAGCAAUGUUGUUGUUCUUCCACAAGAACCUCCUUCUGGGCCACCUAUAGGUUUUGUUGGAUCUGCUAGAUCAUCGUCAGAAAUAAUCACGCAAUGGCAACCACCUCUCGAAGAAUUUCGUAAUGGUCAUAUUUUAGGAUAUUUAUUGAGAUAUAGGCUAUAUAGAUAUAAUGAUAGUCCAUGGACUGUUCAAAAUAUUACCAAUGAAGCUCAAAGAAAUUAUUUAAUAAGUGAUUUAAUAACAUGGAAAGAUUACAUAGUGCAAAUUGCAGCAUAUAAUGACAAAGGUGUAGGUGUAUUUACGGAAGAAUUAAAGAUAAAGACAAAAGAAGGAGUACCUGAAGCUCCACCUACUAAUGUUAAGGCAAAAGCAAUUAAUUCUACUGCAGUAAAAGUUUGGUGGAAACCACCAAAUCCUCAAAAAAUUAAUGGAAUAAAUCAAGGUUAUAAAUUACAAGCUUGGACAGGAAAUAGUUUGUCAGAAACAAAUGAAUACAAAGCAAUGACUGUACCACCGAGUUUACUUGAUCCUCUAGCUGAACAAAGUGCUAUUUUUAUGGGUUUAAAGAAAUAUACUUUGUAUAAUAUAACUGUGCUAUGUUUCACUGAUCCUGGAGAUGGUGAAAGAAGCAUCCCUAUUGAAGUUCGCACACGUGAAGAUGUACCUGAAGAAGUAGAGAAUUUACAAUUUGAUGACAUAAGUGAUCGUGCCCUUACUGUGAAAUGGAAUCCUCCGAAAGAAAUAAAUGGAGUACUUAUGUGUUAUCAAUUAAAAUAUAUGAUCAAGGACUUACCAGGAUCUCUAAAAACUGAGAAUUUCACAGCAGAUAUUCAAUCAACAAAAGUGGAACAUUUGCAAGCACUGACUCAUUAUAAAUUUGAAGUUAUUGCUUGGACUUCAGUAGGACCUGGUAAAUCUAAGAUUGCAAUUAUACAAUCCGGCGUAGAACCUGUUUUGCCUGAGCCACCAACUAAAUUGGCAUUAUCUAAUAUUGAUGCAUUUUCUGUGGUAUUGCAAUUUACUCCAGGUUUUGAUGGAAACUCUUCUAUAACAAAAUGGACAGUACAAGCGCAAACAGCACGAAAUUCAACGUGGUACAACAUAUAUGAAGUUUCCGACCCUGAUGCUAGUACAAUCUCAGUUGGUAGUUUAAUACCUUUUAUGCAAUAUAAACUUCGUUUGAUUGCUAAUAAUGUUGUUGGUCCUUCACGACCAUCAGAACCAACAAAAGAAUUUCAAACUAUUCAAGCACCACCUUCUCAUCCUCCAAAGAAUGUUACAGUUCGAGCAAUGAGUGCUACAGAGUUGCGUGUUAGGUGGAUUCCUUUACAGCAAGUUGAGUGGUACGGAAAUCCACGUGGCUAUAAUAUCACUUAUACAGAACUCCGAACGAAUGUAUCAAAAAAUAUUACUAUAGAAGAUCAUACUGCAAAUUCUUAUAUUCUAGAAAGUAUGAAAGGUUAUGCACUUUAUGAGAUAGUGAUGCAAGCAUUUAAUGAUGUCGGAUCAUCUCCGUUAAGUCCUAAAGCUAUUGAAAGAACUCGUGAAUCAGUUCCUUCCUCUGGACCAGUUAAUGUAGAAGCAAAUGCUACUUCUUCUACAACUAUACUUGUUAAAUGGGGUGAUGUACCUAUUGAACAUCAAAAUGGAUUAAUAGAAGGUUUUAAAGUUUACUAUGGAGCUAACUCUAGGUCACCGUUUCAAUAUAAAAAUAUUCCAAGUAAUACAACGUUCACAACAACUUUAACAGAAUUACGAAAAUUUGUACAAUAUCACGUACAAGUAUUAGCUUAUACAAGAUUAGGUGAUGGUACAUUGAGUAUGCCCCCGGUGCGAGUUCAAACUUUUGAAGAUGCUCCUGGACCACCAUCAAACGUGUCUUUUCCUGAUGUGAGUUUUAGCACAGCACGCAUUAUAUGGGACACUCCAGAUGAUCCAAAUGGAGAAAUUCUUGCAUAUAAAGUAAUGUUUCACCUUAAUAAUAGUCAAGAUCAUCAAUUCUCAAAAGAAUUUCCAGCUUCUGAUAGAACCUUUAGAGCUACUGGUUUAGAACCAGAAAAAUAUUAUAUGUUUUCCGUCACAGCACAAACCCGACUUGGAUGGGGUAAAACAGCAUAUGCUCUUGUAUUUACAACAAAUAAUAGAGAACGACCUCAACCUCCAUCAGUACCUCAAAUAAGUAAAUCACAAAUACAAAGUCGUCAAAUAACAUUUAGUUGGACACCAGGUCGUGAUGGUUUUGCUCCUUUAAGAUAUUAUACGGUGCAACAAUCGGAAAAUUCUGGGCCAUUUCAAAUGAUUCCUGAAAGAGUGGAUCCCUCCUUAACAUCUUACACUGCAAAUAAUUUAAAACCAUUUACGUUAUACCAAUUUCGUAUACAAGCAACUAACGAUAUAGGACCCUCAGAUUGGAGUACAGAAUCAAUUCCAGUACAGACGUUACCAGCAGCCCCUUCACGAGGUGUAACUGGAUUAAAAGUUGUACCUAUCACAACAUCAAGUGUAGAAGUAUAUUGGAAUACUAUUGAUGAAAUAUAUUGGAGUGGUGAUCACAAAACAGGUGGUUAUCGUGUAGUUUACCAACCAGUAUCUGAUUUUCCAACAGCUCUUCAAGCAACUCCAAAAGAGGAUAUAUUAGGAAUAAAGGAAACAAAAAUGAUAUUAAGUGAUUUGACAGAAGAUAGAUACUAUGAAAUUAUAGUGUUACCAUUUAAUUCCGAGGGUGAAGGUCCUCCAAGUCCUCCAGUUACUGUAUAUGUAGGCGAAGCAGUACCCACAGGGGUGCCUCAACAUGUUAAAGCUGAAUCUAUUUCUUCUACAGAAGUGUUAUUACGUUGGAAACCUCCACAAGCAAAUAUGCAAAAUGGAGAUCUGCUUGGAUACAAAAUAUUUUACUUGGUAACUGAUUCGCCACAAAAAUUAGAAAAAAAACAAGAAGAAGAAAUAGAAGUUGUACCAGCAUCCUCAUUAACUCAUAGCUUAGUUUUCCUCGAUAAGUAUACAGAAUAUCGUAUACAAGUAUUAGCAUUUAAUCCUGCUGGUGAUGGUCCACGAUCUCCAGCAAUUACUGUGAGAACAAAACAAGAUAUACCAGGACCACCUAACAACUUACAAUUCUCCGAAAUUACAAUGACAAGUUUACGUGUUUCUUGGGAAUCUCCAAAAAUGCGGAAUGGUGAAAUAAUUGGUUAUGUAGUAACUUAUGAAACAGCAGAACAAAAUGAUCGUUUUAGUAAACAAGUUAAGCAAAAAAUAACAGAAACUAGUUUACUCAUUCAAUCGUUAGAAGAAGAAGUUAUGUAUACUUUCAUGGUUCGAGCACAAACUAUUGACUUUGGACCUCCAAUAUGUGGUAAUGUUACCACUGGACCACAAGAUGGUUCUCCAAUGGCACCCAAUAAUCUUGCUGUUACUAAAACUGUUUCAAGUGUAGAAUUGCAAUGGACAAAUGGAGCUUCUGGAAAAGGGCCCAUUUUAGGAUAUUACAUUGAAACAAGACGUAAAGCAAUGGAAGAGUGGCAGCAUUAUGAUACACGUUGGCAAACAAUAGUGCGCAGUAGUAAUGGGCCUUUGACAGAAUACACAGUGUCUUAUCAAAAUUUACUUCCGUCCACUUCAUAUCUGUUCAGAGUAAUAUCUUAUAAUCGAUAUGGCAUUAGUUAUCCAGUGUAUUCUACGGAAACAAUUUUGACACCUUCAAAAUUAUAUUUGGAAUAUGCUUAUUUACAACAUAAACCAUUCUACAGGCAAACCUGGUUUAUGGUAACAUUAGCUGCUAUAUCAAUCAUUAUUAUAAUUAUGGUUAUAGCAGUUUUAUGUGUAAAGAGUAAAAGUUACAAAUAUAAGCAAGAAGCGCAAAAAACUCUUGAAGAAUCUAUGGCCAUGGAUACUGAUGAUAGACAAGAAUCAGAUUUAGAACUAUAUCGAUCUCGACAAGGGGGUGGUAGUGGCAUAACUGCAGGAAAUACUUGUGGGACUUUAAGCAAAAGAAAUACAUUAGCACGAAAAUCCAUGCAUCCACCUCCUCCUACAAUGUUAGGUAAAUCUCCCCCUAGACCUUCACCUGCUUCAGUUACUUAUCAUAGUGAUGAAGAAAGUCUUAAAGGCUAUGAUGAAAAUCCUGAUGAUAGUAGCGUCACAGAGAAACCUUCAGAAAUCAGCUCUACAGAUUCUCAGGGUUCUGAAAGUGAGAAUGAAAGUGUACAGUCAGAUCCACAUUCCUUUGUGAAUCAUUAUGCAAAUGUAAAUGAUUCAUUAAGACAAUCUUGGAAACGUCAAAAACCAGUAAGGAAUUAUUCUUCAUAUACUGAUUCUGAACCCGAAGGUAGUGCAGUUGUUAGUUUAAAUGGUGGACAAAUCAUUAUGAACAAUAUGGCUCGAUCAAGAGCUCCAUUGCCUGGUUUUUCAUCAUUCGUAUGAUCAGAAUGCAAUAGUUAAAAUUAAAUAAGUAUUAAAUACGGUUAAGGUAUCUCCUUAACAUGACAAUAUCUAAACAUGACUUUAAAAAUGACAGUAUCUAAAACAUGACUUUAGAGCAAUGUCAUUUUUUUAUAUAGAGUUAAAGACUUAUAUGGAAACACGUAUUUACAAGUGUUUCACGCAUGCAAAAGUUGUAGAGUUUAUAACUUCAACUUUAAAGCUUUUGACAUCCUCGUAUUGUGAUAUAUUAUAUUGAUACACGCG